Messenger RNA from Brassica rapa (field mustard), 2029 nucleotides. RefSeq names its product dihydrolipoyllysine-residue acetyltransferase component 2 of pyruvate dehydrogenase complex, mitochondrial. The record is from RefSeq and is a predicted model, not a curated record. Gene Ontology annotation, biological process: pyruvate decarboxylation to acetyl-CoA. Lineage: Eukaryota; Viridiplantae; Streptophyta; Magnoliopsida; Brassicales; Brassicaceae. Gene Ontology annotation, cellular component: pyruvate dehydrogenase complex. Gene Ontology annotation, molecular function: dihydrolipoyllysine-residue acetyltransferase activity.
GACUGAUCCAUGCCGUUGAUUACAUGCCCCCACAAACGCACGCUGCCUUUUGGUGAAGCGAAAAAGCUCUCAUAGAAUAACACAGAGAGAAGUCGCAAAAACAAAAAAACAAAAACAAAAAUCAGAGAAAUAUCAAUCUCGAUCUCUUUGCAUAAAACAAUGGUUUACGCAUCCCGCAUCAUCAGCCAUUCCAAGAAGCUGAAACAUGUUUCCACUUUACUACGACGUGAGCAUGCUGUGGCAGUCCGCGGUUUCUCCAACACUACCCAGCCCUCUCUCACUGGAAGAGAAGAUAUGCUCAAGACUCGCCUGAAUUAUUCCCCGGCAGAGAGGAUUUCGAAAUGUAGUGCCAGCAAUGUGCCAAUUCCUAGUGGUAUUUCAGCUAUGCGCACAAAACCAAUGACAGGACCAACCUUUUUUAGAGAAUAUAUAAGCUCCCAGAUGCGAUCAGUAAGAGGAUUUUCAUCCAGCUCAGAUCUUCCUCCUCAUCAAGAGAUCGGAAUGCCUUCUCUCUCCCCAACAAUGACUGAGGGUAACAUUGCCAGGUGGCUGAAGAAAGAAGGUGAUAAAGUUGCUCCUGGUGAAGUGCUUUGUGAAGUUGAAACUGACAAAGCAACCGUCGAAAUGGAAUGCAUGGAAGAAGGUUAUCUCGCCAAGAUAGUGAAGGAGGAAGGAGCAAAAGAAAUUCAAGUUGGUGAGGUGAUUGCUAUCACAGUUGAAGAAGAAGAAGAUAUUCAAAAGUUCAAAGAUUACACCCCCUCAUCUGGUACUCCUCCCGCUCCUGAAGAAAAACCAGCUCCUUCCCCACCAAAGGAAGAGAAGGUCGAGAAGCCAGCCAGUGCACCUGAAGCCAAGACAUCCAAGCCAAGCUCGGCUCCUUCAGAAGAUCGUAUUUUUGCUAGUCCUCUUGCCAAAAAGUUGGCUGAAGAUAGUAAUGUACCUCUCUCAAGCAUCAAAGGCACAGGUCCUGAAGGACGAAUAGUGAAGGCUGAUGUCGAAGAGUUCUUAGCUUCACGCGGUAAAGAAACUACUGCCAAGCCUUCCAAGCCCACCGAUUCGAAGGUUCCAGCUUUGGACUACGUUGAUAUCCCUCACACUCAGAUCCGAAAGGUCACAGCCUCACGUUUGGCAUUCUCAAAGCAAACUAUUCCCCACUACUACUUGACCGUGGACACAUGUGUUGACAAACUGAUGGGCCUUAGGAGCCAAUUGAAUUCAUUUCAAGAGGCGUCCGGCGGGAAACGGAUAUCAGUUAACGACCUUGUUAUUAAGGCUGCUGCAUUGGCUCUAAGGAAAGUUCCUCAGUGUAAUAGUUCAUGGACUGACGAAUACAUCCGCCAAUUUAGCAAUGUGAACAUCAACGUGGCAGUACAAACAGAAAAUGGUCUUUACGUUCCUGUUGUCAAGGACGCGGACAAGAAAGGGCUGUCUAAAAUUGGAGAAGAGGUUAGAUUCUUGGCUCAAAAAGCUAAAGAAAACAGCUUGAAGCCUGAAGAUUAUGAGGGAGGAACAUUCACAGUCUCCAACUUGGGAGGACCUUUUGGCAUUAAACAGUUCUGCGCAGUCAUCAAUCCACCUCAAGCCGCUAUUCUAGCAAUCGGAUCAGCUGAAAAGAGAGUUGUUGCUGGUAGCGGCCCUGACCAGUUUAACGUGGCUUCGUACAUGUCUGUAACACUUAGCUGUGAUCACCGCGUAAUAGAUGGUGCGAUUGGAGCUGAAUGGUUGAAAGCAUUCAAGGGUUACAUCGAGACCCCAGAAUCUAUGUUGCUCUAAAGUCCACGCACAGAGAGAUACACGCAUCAAAGUUAAGCUCAUAUGAGUCGAGACAUUAAAUUUAUCUGGUUCAACAGUUUCUACCAGAUUUGUUUGCCCUUUCCCCUGGGCAUGCUUUUUCACAGUUGCUUGUUUUUUUGCCAUUCAUUACACUGAGUUGACAGGUUUUUUUUGUCGCAAAAUAAAAUCAGGAAUCCAACAAUCUUACUGUUGUUAACUGGGUGUUUGGCUUCAUCAUGGGUUGGCAACUUGGCAU